AUGGGGACUCAACAGACGACUCGGUUGGACCAAGCACGGAGAGAUCAUGAAGCCACCACAGCGCAGACCGCAGAGGCUACUAAUUUGUUGCUGGAAGCCUUGAAGGUGUAUUUUCCUGAACAAGCAGGAUCGGCGUCGCACCAAGACUGCAUUUCUCGUUCAGAGUUCCGCAGUUUCAAAGACCAGUUCCGCGCAGGAAUGCAGGAGCUAGAGGAGCUCCGUGCAGAAAACCAUGAGAUGAAGAGCAAAUUGGGGAAACAAGAAGCUCUUCUCAACCGCGAAAUUCAUUCCGCCAAAAGAUCUGAAGAACGUCUGGUCAAACUCGAGCAAGACGAUCGAAAAGACAGGUUGAGUUAUGGAACUCGAUUUUCUACCUUGGAAGUGGAGAUGGAGAAGAACAAGACAAAACACAAAGAAGUAACUCGGUCCAUCGACGCCGUCCGAUCUUUAUUCGACAACAACGUCGAGAAAAGCAGAACGAUGCACGAAGAGCAAACUCAAAAGAUUGAUCUUUGUAAAUCCAAAGUCGAAGCAAUGCAGCAGAAUCUCGAUGUCGAGGUUGAUUCUAAGCUAAAAGACACCUCGGAGACUUUGGCUGCUACUCGCAGAGAUCUACAGGAGCUCAAACAGCAAUUCACCAUUCUGUCCAGCACUCCUGCAGUUUCGAGCACGAUCCCAACUCCUGCUCUCGAAGAACUCGAACUUAGACUCAAAGCAACCGAGCGAUCAGUGGGAUUGGUGAAAAACGAUGCCACUGAGAAGGACGAGGCUUUCGCCGAUCAACUAGAUUCGAUGCAAUCGGAGCUGGACCAGUUGCAAGUCAACUUGAACAAACUGCAAGCCAAUAUUGAAGACGAACUUCCUGGGAAACGAGGCUUGACAGAAGAAGACCUGCCAAACCUCGAUGCAUGGAAGGAUUUGGGAACUAGGAUCACUGACCUCGCUUCGAAGAACGAACUAAGCGCAAACAUUACACGACUCGAGGAACUAAAUCAAAGCAUCAAAAGUGAACUGGAAGCUUCGAUCAACCAAGUCAGGCAAAAAGCUCUACAGGGAGUGUCAGAAGGUCUAAAGCCUCAACUAGACUACAUUAGCAGGACCAUCGAGAAUCAUAUUGAUCUGCUUCAAAGGCAUGAAGUUCGCUUCAAUUCAGUCACCACAGACGAGCUGGCAAAAAUGAUGGAGAAUCAAUGGCGUUCCGCUUAUGGCCUGCCUGUAGAACUGAGAGGGCUAGUUGACCGCUACAAGCAACUGGAAGCCAUGACCAUAAAGAGCUACCAAGACGUGAAUAAGAAGGUCGCAGAGACCAAUGGAAAAUACGACGGGCUGGCAGCGCAGUUCCAAAAUCUAGUCAAGAGAGCUGUGGGCUGA
Messenger RNA from Aureobasidium vineae, 1371 nucleotides. NCBI's taxonomy places the organism in Eukaryota, Fungi, Ascomycota, Dothideomycetes, Dothideales, Saccotheciaceae. The record is from the annotation of a GenBank genome assembly.